This is a messenger RNA of Quercus lobata, 1291 nucleotides long. RefSeq names its product zinc finger protein 1. The record is from RefSeq and is a predicted model, not a curated record. Lineage: Eukaryota; Viridiplantae; Streptophyta; Magnoliopsida; Fagales; Fagaceae. The transcript has a single exon. The coding region runs from base 213 to 1040 and encodes 275 amino acids. Gene Ontology annotation, biological process: negative regulation of abscisic acid-activated signaling pathway.
ACACACGCAGAAAGUCUUAUUCUCUUAGUGUUCCUAUAUUAAGACCUUGUAACUGUAAAAGAGUGAUACAUUCUUCCACACAGCACAGAGAGGCAUUUAUUGCUACAACAAUAAAUAUUUCAUCUUCCUUGCUAGUAAACCCAAAAAACACUUCAUCACCCACAAGAGAAAAUUCUCAUCUCAGACUUACUCACAUCAUUUUUUCUCUCCCAAUGGACCUUCCAAGUCCUUCUGAAACUGAAACUUCAACCAUCUUUUCUGUUUCAGAGAGUACACCAAUAUGCCUAAAACAAAAACCCUCAUUGGAAAGCCCAAAAGAUCAGCAAGAAGAUCAUCAAGAACACCAGCAUGCAGACUCAAAUCCUGAUCUUGUAUUGGAUCUAAGUCUUUCUAGCAAGGAUUCCCAUAAAGGGUCGAACCCAGUACUCAACCUCAUCGAUUCUUUUGAUGCAAACUCAUCGGACUCUCCUCCUCCUCCUCCUCCUCCUCAAGGUAAUGAAACCGAGCCCCGGGUUUUCUCAUGCAAUUAUUGCCAAAGAAAAUUUUAUAGCUCACAGGCACUUGGAGGCCAUCAAAAUGCGCAUAAAAGAGAGAGAACACUUGCGAAAAGAGGUCAGAAAAUAACUUCUUUAUCAUCAUCAGCUUUUGGAAACCGAUACCCUAGCAGCAUGGCUUCUCUUCCUUUGCAUGGCUCUUUCAAUAUUAAUAGGUCACUUGGGAUAAGGGUGCACUCUAGGAUUCAUAAGCCGUCUUAUCAUUAUCAACAGCCAAUAUCAACCAUUGGUUCUACUUCUUCUUCUUAUCUCUAUGGACAAAAUGGUUGGUCUAGACAACCAAUUGAUCAACAACCAGCAAUUGGGAGUCUUGUACAGGAGAAUUUUCAUGCAGGAUCGGCUACCAAUGGUGUCAGGAUUGCACGAUUCGAUAGCGUUCAAGGAGGCUUGUUGUGGGAUAGUAGUAGUACAAGUGUUGCUGCUCAUUUGAACUUGAAGACUAAACAAGAUGAGUUGCAGAAGCUUGACUUGUCUCUUAAGCUCUAAAAGUAUUAGUUCAUGUUUCUGUCUUUUCAUUUUUCAUUUUUUCUUUUUUUCUUUUUUGGAGUCUAAUACUUUACUUACUGUCUUUUUCUUCAUUGAUUUAGAUGUGAUUUUUCAUUUUUCAUUCUUAUCUUUUAGUUGCAACUUUUGUAAAUGCUUUUUGGUCACAGAACAGAAGGAGACUUUUUUGUUUGCUUUGGUUUUGCAAUUCUUUUACCUGGAAAUUAACUAGUGAACUAGUCCAUGGGUUUGGU